GGGAAGCGGGCUUUUGCCUCACUCGGCUGCCUCCACACUCCACACUCCACGCCACCACACCACGCUCUGCUCCCCGUCUCGUUCCCUCCUCCCCACCGCCGCCGGCAGCGGGAUCAUGGCGUCGGCGAUCGGGUCGCGGCGGCUCACGGUGCUGCGGGAAUUCCUCCCGCACGGGCUCGAGGUAGAGGAGGCCGACGGCGAGGGGACCCGCGGGGCGCGGCCGCCGCAUGACCAGGACUACGACUACUUCCUCUUCGACCCCGCCCUCGCCGCCUCCCCCGCCCCCGCCGCCGGCGACGAGGCCGAGGCCUCAUCCUCCGGCGCCGACGGCGACCACGAGCUCUUCAUCCGCGGCAAUCGUGAUCAAGUGCAUGAGCAAAGAUAGGCCAUCACUGUUACAGGUCUAUGUCAGUUUUUACACAAUAAUUGAGUCAAUGUGGGAGCAUUUGAAGAUUGGACAUUUUCCUUUCUAUGAUUCUCUUUUCGUUCCCAACUUGAAGGUCAGCAUUGUGAGAAACCGGUUCAUGGCAUGAUUUGGAACCUUGGUUAUUAUCAAUAUGUUCAGUGCUGUUCCUAUCCCCAAGGAAUUCAGCAUCACAUGGCUACCAACUUACAGUAUCAUAUCAGCUUCAUAUUCAUCUGUUCUGAUGAUGCUGCACCUUUUAUUAUUGAUGCCUUUCAAGCUUUCAGAAACUGCCCAACUUUUGGUUAUGUAUUGCCAUUCUUCUUUCCAAUAUGCUGGUCGCUCUGGCCUACAAUGAAGCAUUAGUUGAUGGUAGAAUUACAAAUGCAGGCAUUAUUCAGUCCAAGUUCUUGGAAUCACUCAUGAAACGCGUGGAAGAUAUCUUCGCGGAAUUGCCGAACCUCAAGGACAAAUGCCACAGUUACUUGAGCACCGGCAAAUGGCCUGACACCCAAAAUGACGCGGUGCUCCUCUCUUGUAUCUCCAUUGGUACAGCAUCCCACCUCCCCAUGUUGUGGCAUCUGCAGUUGAGAAGGUUAAACCCAAUGCUCCCGCCGGUGUCUCCAUGCUCCCGCUGCUUCACCUCCUGCUGCCGACCACGCACCUUUUGGGACUGAUGGAGAUUGAGAAGCUUCACAUCGCCAUGAAACCCUAAAGCCGUCCGUCGAAAAUGCGAGGAUCAUUGGGCCUUUUGCAUACAGGUUCUUAAAUGCAAACACCAAAUCAUGGAUCGAUACCAGCAACUGCAGAUAGUGCCAAGCGCAAUUUAUGACCAUGGAGAGGAAGUCAGCGGUUGAAGCUGCACUUAAUUUAUUUAGGUAGUGAGAAGCAAAUUUGUACAGCUUGUGUUGAUGUCUCGAGUUAACUAGAAGUUUAGCGCGGCAUUGCCGCGCCCGAUGGCUCGUGGUCACGCCUGGUGCCCUGCAAUUGCCGUGUUCCGUUGAUAUUAGUCGAACCACUGAGGUCUCGAAUCCACACGUUGGGUCUUCCUUGGUGAUUUCAAUAUUAGUUCAUUGACCAGGUCUUGCCGAGGUCUCGAAUCCACGUGUUGGGUCUUCCUUGGUGAUUUUGGAUCUGGUAUUUUGGUUGAGAUAAACUUAUCUAUUAGUUCAUUGGUGAUUUCAAUAUUAUUUUUAGAUAGACAUACUAAAAUAUGAAUAUGAGGUAGACCUUGUUUCUAGAACUCUAUUGAAUAUAAGAUUGCACAUAUGGAACCAAAUACUAUACCAGAUUCUAUAUCAUUUAAUAGUUCUUUUAAUUUCAUAUGGAAAAUAUGAAUGUGAUAUCUAAAGUAAUAUUGCAUGGUUACCUUAUUUCGUUUGUGGGUCGUAUAUUUGUCUGGAUCAUAAUAAUACAUACAAAGUUGAUAUCCUCUUUCGCCAUAUGAAAAUAAUAAAGGAUAUUUCAAAGCCAUAAAUGCUGGGUGCAAUAUCAAAACUUCUCUUAGAGCUUCAUCUUGACUUCGUACUAUGAUGUCGUGCUUAUAAUUUUCUAGUGAUAUGUCGCCUACUAUUAACAAUGCCAAAUCAUCAGUACCUUCUUGAUGUAAAGCAUGAAUUCUAUUUGCUAAUUCAUUUUUUGUAUCAUAAAUAUAUAAUUCAACAAAUUUAGGGUUCUUAUUAGGUUUAGGUAACAAAGAUCCUAUACGAUGGAGUAUUUGACCGUUAAUAUAAAAUACAUAGGGUCCAUUACCUUCAUAUAUUGUCUUGUCUAUAUUAGCACCCAUAGAAGUGAAAGCAAAUAAACUAUUAUAUUGUCUUAUCUGUCGUAGAAAUUUUUUGCAUCAGCUAUCACCAUUGUAAUUAAGUAAGCUUUUAAGAAAACAUGGUGGAUCUUUAUAUCAAGGUAUACAGAUUUUGUCAUCCUUACACAUAGGUUGUAUACAGCAUUUUUUUCUCUACUUGUAGAUUCACGUUUAUUUCGUGCUUCGUACCAAAAUAUAGCAUUGCAAUGUCGACAUGUAUAGUUUGGUAUACCAUAGUAUGAUCGUCUGGUAUAAGAAUUUUUUAAGUGCUCAAUGUAAUCUCAAG
Messenger RNA from Phragmites australis (common reed), 2493 nucleotides. RefSeq lists its product as uncharacterized. The record is from RefSeq and is a predicted model, not a curated record. NCBI's taxonomy places the organism in Eukaryota, Viridiplantae, Streptophyta, Magnoliopsida, Poales, Poaceae. The transcript has 4 exons. Bases 228 to 533 code for a protein of 101 amino acids.